Molecule: messenger RNA, 5244 nt
Organism: Talaromyces marneffei
Lineage: Eukaryota; Fungi; Ascomycota; Eurotiomycetes; Eurotiales; Trichocomaceae
Exons: 2
Coding region: 1-5244 (1747 amino acids)
Biological process (GO): double-strand break repair via homologous recombination
Cellular component (GO): chromosome; cytoplasm
Molecular function (GO): nucleic acid binding; ATP binding; 3'-5' DNA helicase activity
Source: RefSeq, a predicted model, not a curated record
AUGACGAAUUCGAAUCCAUUCCAGAAUGCAUAUUUUGAGCGGUUGGUAGAUUUCCCCGUUGUAAUCUGCCGUGAAUGCCAGUAUGGUGUAUGGCCAAGCCAGAUUGAAGGUCAUUUACAGCAUGCCCACCAUUAUAUAUCGCCGGUGAUCCGGAUUCAACUUGGAGACGAGGUCCGUGGCUGGCCCGAGAUUGCCAUAGAUCCCAUCGAGUUGGAUAUUCCACCCAUCCGAAGCCAGGCUAUCCCCCAGCUGAUCGGUCCAUUAGACGGUUGGCAGUGCCAAUUAUCACCGGGAUCAUGUUUAUAUGUAUGCCCCAGUAUCAGUACCAUGCGGCAACAUUGGUUCAAACAACAUGGUUGGAGCCGGACCUCCCACGUCGGUCAUCCGACUCGAUCCACCAUGCAGACCAUCCUGGCACGGCAGGAACAGGCAUGUCGACAGGUUCGAUGCCAGCGAAUCUUCCCCCGGAAGAUGGGGUCCCAGUAUUUCGCUAUUAUUGAUGACAAAGAGGACUCCCAUCCCAUUCCCACCGCAUCCAGAUCCACGAUUUGGGAACAAGCCAGCCGGCAGUACGCCGAGUACGAGAAGCAAGCCGCGGAGCGGAUUCAACAGGGCCAUGUGGAUGAAGCCAAUCCGUGGCUCCGUCGGACGGGCUGGGUGCCGUAUUUGCACUCAUUUUCCAGCACCCAGCUGUUGGAAUAUAUCGACAUGCCCGCUAUGGAUGACCAAAUAGAUCAAUCCCCCAUUGCCGAUCCCAAUGAACGUGCCAUCCAGGCUAUAUGGAUAGCCAUGGGCCAGGUGGGACAGAUCAGCCAGCAGUCCGUCAUCCACACUGGCGUGUUUGUGCGCAUGGAAGCCAUCCGGACAGAACAACAUCAAACCCGGUAUCAGCCACUGGAGGCAUAUCAGGAUCUGGAGACGAUACCAGAGCGCAUUCGUCCAUGGCAGCAGAUAUUGAUGUUUUUUUGGCGGACACAGCAAUGUGCAUCUGACAAGAGACAUCCCCCAUAUCGAUUCACCCAACGACAACACGCCGCGUGGAAUCGACUGGUGCAGGUUGCUCGUCCCCGGAUCCCACCCCGGAGUUCGGGACGGUCGAUGGUCUUGCAACCUGGACAGCGGCGCCCAUGGGAACUCAGCCCAUCGCCCAUAUCCAGCGAGUCGUCCCACUCCGAAGACGAAUCAUUCACCGACGAUGAUGAGAUGGAUGAGGAGAUCCACGAGGAUCCCGAGCUAGAUCCCAAGCUGGAUCCCGCUCCACAGAGCGCCAUUCCACCAUUAACCCCCCUCCAGCGGGCGUGUUUGGACUUUUGCAUCGAGCUGUUGAACCAGCGUGUGGUACACCGGGAAUACGACUGCGCAUUGGUGUGUGCCAUGGCGGUGUUGGGCGUUCGCGAUCGAGGUGGAUGGCGGACCCCGGAGGAUUACCCGCCCAUUUUGUCCAAAGUGAUCAAACUGGCCCGGUUCAUGGUGGUCCGGAAAGCCAUGGAACUGGCGGAGAACGAGGACGACGCUGAACCCGCCAGUUCCAUGCAGGAGAACGACUGGGACAGGUGUUUGCAGUGGGUGACGCAGAUGAUGGACCGGUUUAUGGUGCGUGGAUCCCAGAGCCCAAUGCAGUGGAUGUUGGAUUUACGGACGUAUGGGUUGAAGAUCCAUUACAACACCACCACGGAGGGCCAUGUGACGUGGCAGAAUAGUGAUGAGCUGUUAUAUAAAGAUGUCAAAUUUACAAUGCGGCAGUUCCGUGGCAUGGUCGACCACACGGUACGGGAUGCACGGCGGAUCUUGAUGGAGGAUUUGCUGCAAUGCGCCCCCGAUCAGGUGCCCGUGAUUCCAUGGGAUCAGCUAUAUGAUAACCCGUUCAAUGAGGACCCCCAAUGGAGUUUUGUGCAGGAUCCGCGGACCCCAUGGCCCGUCGAUGGCACCGGCUGGCUAUGGCAGCAUAUCCAGGAUCAUCCCCCAUUAUGCCGUCGAUUGAUCCAGGCCGACGGCCACGGCAUUCAGCCCAUCCGCUGGCAGGCAUUCCACCGACGGAUCCGCACGUUUUUGGAGAAGCUGCUGGCGGCGGUCCAAUUCACAUGGGGCCAACCCGCUCGUGCCCCGGAGUUGUUGAGCAUUCGACAUGAGAAUAGCCACGUUGGUGGGAUCCGGAACAUGUUCAUUGAGGACGGCAUGGUGGUAUUGGUGGCGCGGUAUCAUAAAGGAUAUCAGGUGAGUGGCGACGUCAAGAUCAUCCAUCGAUAUUUACCACGAGAGGUGGGUGAGCUCCUGGUAUGGUAUUUAUGGCUGGUAUUGCCAUUUCAACGGCGCAUCGACGCGUGGAUGCAUCAGCGGGAGGACAUCAAUCCCCAUAUCUGGGCCUCCGCGCCGUGGGAACCCACAUGGACCUCGGAACGGGUGCGGCGGAUAUUACAACGGGAGAGCACUGUGGGAUUGUCCGGGCAGACAUUGAAUAUUGCAUCGUACCGUGAGAUUGCCAUUGCAAUCAGCCGCCGAUAUAUGCGAGCAGAACGGGCAUUUGUUCGCCGUGACCCCCAUUCCACCACGGAGGAUGAUUUGCAUGAGGAUGAGGCCCAGAUCAUAGCCCGGAUGAUGGAUGAGCAGGCUGGACACAGCCCCCACGUGGCGGGAGCUGUAUAUGCGCGGGAAACCACCGAACGAGCUGGCGAAGUGGCCGAUCGACGACAACGAUUCCGGCAAAGCAGCCAGGAAUGGCACCAGUUUUUAGGAUUUGCAUCCGCCAUCCAAUCACUGCGUUCCCGCAUGAUCACCCCAUUCCAGGACACGGCCCAGGCUAGUCAGAUCGAGCGAUGGAGCCAUACCCGAGCCAUGGAUCUCGACGAGUCAUUACAGCAGAUGAUGGGACCAUCCGCCACGUUUCGUGGGACCCAGAAAGCCGUGAUUCAGUCCAUCGUCCAGCGGCAGAGUCCCAUUGUCGCCAUUAUGCCCACGGGCGCGGGGAAGAGUUUAUUGUUCAUGUUGCCCGCAUGGAUGAGUCAUGGGGGCACCACCAUUGUGGUCGUUCCAUUGGUGGCAUUACGUGCCGAUCUCCAACAACGAUGCCAGACCUUGGGCAUCUCCUGUGUGGAAUGGGAUUCGCGACGUCCCGUCGAUGGAGCAUCGAUUGUAUUGGUGACGCCGGAAUCCGCGGUGAGCGAGAGAUUCCAGACCUUUAUUAACCGGAAGCAGUGGACCAAGGAGCUGGACCGCAUUGUGAUCGACGAAUGCCACAUCAUAUUACAGGAAGGAUACCAGUUCCGGAAGCAGAUGGCGCAGCUGGGUGCAUUGGUCCGCGCGGAGACCCAACUCAUGUUAUUAACCGCCACCUUGCCCCGUGAAAGCGAAGCAUUGUUAUGCCAGCGGAUGUAUUUAGAUUCCCCCACGAUCCAGUGGUUCCGCGGCCGGACCAGCCGGACCAACGUGGCAUAUCAAGUGAUCGAGAUUGGCGCCGGUGAGCCAUCUUGUGAUAUAAGCGAGCUGAUGAUUACGUGGAUUCAGCAGCGCGUUCAGCAGCUCCACGAGGGGAAAGUGGUCAUAUAUGCCAAUACGAUUGCCACCGUCCAGCGGAUUGCCCAUCAACUGCAAUGUCCCGCUUAUUACAGCCAGGCGGUGGAUAAAAAGGGGAUGUUAGCAUCAUUCCAGAAGCAGAAUCCCGGGGUGAUCGUGGCCACGAGUGCGUUGGGAAUGGGGAUUGAUAUCCCCGAUAUCCGGCUGGUGAUCCACAUGGGCCGGACGCGGUCCUUGUUGGAUUAUGGACAGGAAAGUGGACGAGCCGGACGCGAUGGGGCCGCCAGCCAGGCGAUCAUGUUAAUCGAUGGCCACGGAGCGGGUUGGGGGGAUCCGCCCACGGUGGAUUCGCGGGUGGAGGAAUACCUUGGCGGUGGUUGUCGACGGCGGGCAUUAGAUAUAUAUUUAGACGGGACGGUGGAUGGAUAUACACGGCAGCAGUGUGAGGACGCUGAGGCGAUAUGUGACCAGUGUCAGAGUAGUAUAGAUCCCAAUCCCGCCAGUCCGAAUGCCAGUCCCAAUGGCUGGCUGAGUGCCCGCGAGAAUAACAGACAGGAAGCCAGUGAUUCGGCCAGUGAUUCGGCCAGUGAUUCGGCCAGUGAUUCGGCCAGUGAUUCGGCCAGUGAUUCGGCCAGUGAUUCGGCCAGUGAUUCGGCCAGUGAUUCGGCCAGUGAUUCGGCCAGUGAUCCAGCCGCCAGUGGUUCGGCCAGUGAUCCAGCCAGUGAUCCAGCCAGUGAUUCGGCCAGUGAUCCAGCCAGUGAUCCAGCCAGUGGUUCGGCCAGUGAUCCAGCCAGUGAUCCAGCCAGUGAUUCGGCCAGUGAUUCGGCCAGUGAUUCGGCCAGUGAUCCAGGCAGAGAUCCAGCCAGUGAUUCGGCCAGUGAUCCAGGCAGAGAUCCAGCCAGUGAUCCAGCCAGUCAUCCAGCCAGUCAUCCAGCCAGUCAUUCAGCCAGUCAUUCAGCCAUCCAUGACAGACCAAACGGCUGCCCAAAGAACCGCCCAAGGACCAGCCAUUUCACCAGUCCCAACAGCCACCAUAUCGCCAUUCCCACACCAUCACCCGGUCCACGCAAACGCGCCAUUUCCCACCAUUCCAUCCCCCCCAUGGCCAAACGUCGGGCCCAUCCCAUAUUCCCGUCGACGGCAUAUUACCAGGGGCCCAUGCAACGACAGACGCAGCACGCGGAGGCGGAUGGACAGGAAAUCGAGUCCAUCCGGGAACCGUUUGACCGGUGGGCCGGGCAAUGUCGAUUAUGCGGGAUGACAGGGCAACCAGCGCACCAUAGGAUUGGCAAUUGUCCCCAUCCACAGGCACAGAUUGCGCAGUCAUGGAUGGACCAGGUGAUCGAACAGGUGGUCCAUCAGCCACGGGGGGCCGGACGGCGAGGGUAUGAGGCAUAUGCGGCAUGUUUUGGAUGCCAUUCCCCGCAGUGGAUUUGCCAACAGUGGGAGAGCAACGGCUACGGUGGUUACCAGAAGACGCACGAGCGGUGUCAAUAUCCCCAUGUGGCGAUUCCGAUCAUGGGACAGUUAUUGCAUGGACCGCAGCGGCAUUCAAUCCGUGUAGCAUGGCAACAGCGAAUGCAGGCCCAGUUCCCCGGGGUGGACAUUGACGAUGAGCGAGGGUUGAUUGGACAUUUCCAACGGCGAUUUGGGCGACGUGGUGAGGAGCGCAGCGGAUUGGUGGUAGAGAUGAAUUGGAUGUGUGAAUUUAUCGAGCGGGAAUUCCCCGCGUGA